GGGAAAUAUAGACACACCCAUAUAUUUAGUGCACAGGGGAAAGUCCAGUUCACUGGCGCAUCCUCUCUCUGCAGCCAUGGACCUCAGCGGGGCUCUCACCCCAGCUUUCCUGAUGCUCUGCAUUUCCUGCUUGGUUUUGUACCUGAAUGGGAAAAGGGGGGGCAAGAAAAGUGGGAAGAUGCCCCCCGGCCCAGCCCCGCUGCCUUUCGUAGGCAACCUCUUCCAGUUAGACCCCAAAGAAAUGCACCGAUCUCUGGAAAAGCUCAGCGAGAGCUAUGGCCCCAUCUACACCGUCCACUUGGGGUCACUGCCUUGCGUGGUCCUCUGCGGAUACCAGGCGGUCAAGGAGGCCUUGGUGGACCAGGCGGAUGACUUCAGCGGCCGUGGCGACUUCCCCGUCUUCUAUCGCUUCACCAGGGGCAAUGGUAUCGCCUUCUCCAACGGGGAGAAGUGGAAGGUCCUUCGCCGCUUUGCUCUGCACACCCUGAAGAACUUUGGAAUGGGAACGAGCAGCAUUGAAGGCCGGAUCCAGGAGGAGGCUCGGUUCCUGCUCCAGGAGUUCCAGAAAACUGGUGGGGCUCCCUUCAACCCCAUCAACCCCGUUUGCUGGGCCGUCUCCAACGUCAUCUGCGCCGUGGUGUUUGGCCAGCGCUACGAAUACCAAGACGCCGACUUCCUCACCCUCCUGGACCACUUCAACGAGAACUUCAAGAUCAUGAGCUCCAUCUGGGGGGAGCUCUACAACAUCUUCCCCAGCCUCAUGGACGUCCUGCCGGGACCCCAUCACCAAAUCUUCCGCAACUAUGAGAAGCUGCGUCAGUUUAUCGCAGAGCGCAUUCGAGGCCACCAGAAGGAUCUGGACCCCAACGCCCCACGGGACUUCAUCGACUGCUUCCUCAUCCGCAUGGAGCAGGAGAAGCAAGACCCUCUGAGCUACUUCCACACAGAGACAUUGGUGAUGACCACCCACAACCUGUUUUUCGGGGGCACCGAAACCACCAGCACCACCUUGCGCUACAGCUUCCUCAUCCUCAUGAAGUACCGCGAAGUGGCAGCCCGAGUCCACCAGGAGAUUGACCACGUGAUCGGGCCGGACCGUCCCCCCCGCCUGGCUGACCGCAAGCACAUGCCCUACACGGAGGCCGUCCUCUAUGAGAUCCAGCGAUACAUCACCAUCCUGCCCAUGGGGCUGCCUCGCGCCGUCACCCGCGACACCCCCUUGAGGGGCUUCCUGCUGCCCAAGGGCACCAACGUGAUUCCUCUCCUGAGCUCGGUCCACUAUGACCCAACCCAGUUCAAGGACCCCACAGCCUUCAACCCAGCCAACUUCCUGGAUGAAAACGGCGCCUUCAAAGGCAGCGACGCCUUCAUGCCUUUCGCCCCAGGGAAGCGCAUCUGCCUGGGGGCCGGCCUGGCCCGGAUGGAGAUCUUCCUCUUCCUCGCCACUAUCCUCCAGCACUUCAGCCUCCACCCCACGGUCCCCCCUGCGGAGAUCGACCUGACGCCCCAAUGCACAGGCUUCGGCAACGUGCCCCGCCCCUUUGAGUUCAGGCUCCUCCCUCGCUAACUGGAGGG
Lacerta agilis (Sand lizard) is the source of this 1575-nucleotide messenger RNA. RefSeq names its product cytochrome P450 2F5-like. Bases 77 to 1567 code for a protein of 496 amino acids. NCBI's taxonomy places the organism in Eukaryota, Metazoa, Chordata, Lepidosauria, Squamata, Lacertidae. Gene Ontology annotation, cellular component: intracellular membrane-bounded organelle; cytoplasm. Gene Ontology annotation, molecular function: iron ion binding; heme binding; oxidoreductase activity, acting on paired donors, with incorporation or reduction of molecular oxygen, reduced flavin or flavoprotein as one donor, and incorporation of one atom of oxygen. The transcript is spliced from 9 exons. Gene Ontology annotation, biological process: xenobiotic metabolic process. The record is from RefSeq and is a predicted model, not a curated record.